Molecule: messenger RNA, 2752 nt
Organism: Lacerta agilis (Sand lizard)
Lineage: Eukaryota; Metazoa; Chordata; Lepidosauria; Squamata; Lacertidae
Source: RefSeq, a predicted model, not a curated record
UUCCACACAGCGGUAGGCUUGGUUCUUACAUCCGAGACGCAACAGACAUGCCCCUGUCAGGAAAUGUAAGGCCUUUCAUAUUAUUUGAGGGCUUCGUAAAUGAAAAGAAGGGCUUCCUUCUCAUCCCCCCUGUUCCAGUGUUGAAGAUGGUUCCGUCUGUGAUAUCUGGUUGCCAGGCAACGGGCUGAGACUUCAGUAUCUUACAGAAGAAGAAGGGGGGAUCAGAAAUGUCCAGAAUGUCCCAUCACUGUUCUAGUACAUUACCCUUGUUGGCUGACAUCCAUGAGCAGAAUGUGGCCUUUGUGCUUUGCACCUCAGAAACUGAGACCGCCGGCCUAUGUAUCUUGAAAGAACUCCUCAUAAAGACUCUUUUUUCGCUGGCCCACAAACCAACAGAUUCCAUGUUUGGCAUUGUCAGCUGUGCCAGCCAGCAGGUGUUAAAUGGCAGAAAAGUUUGGUAGAAUGUUCCCUCCGCAGUGUCACUGAAGCAGCUGCCUGGAUCAGAGCCCUUCAGAGCAGCAGUGGGGCCAGUGCUGUGAUGGCUGUGGCAGCAGCGCUGGAAGAUCCCAUUUGCCAAGCAGUGUACCUGUUCACCAGUGGGCUACCUGAGCAUGCUGUGGAGGAAUGUAGUCACCUUAAGGAGGCAGAGCAAGCGCACCCAGUGCACAUAGUGUACUUGGUAGGAAGCAGAGGGGAAAAUGAACACGGGGAACAAGAAAUAAUGGAGGAAGUGGCCAAGGCGUCUGGUGUUUCCUUUCAAGCAAUCAGCCUCAGCUCUGAUGAGGAUAUUCCUGGCUGCAGUGAAAGCAUUUGCCACUCUGAUUGUAUCUGCAGGCAGCCCUGUUCCUGUCUGCUGAUGGGCCAUCACGCUACAGCACGCUUGAUUUACAUAAGUCUGAGUGAUCCUAAUCAUCUAAAAGCAAAGUUAUAUGUAAAAAUAACCUUUUGGGUUCUGCAGAACCCUUCGUCAAUCUUGUCCUGGCACAUGUUAGUUUUCUAUACCCGCAGAUUUCCUUCAGAUGCUUGGAGCCCAGUAAAGGAGGAUUUCAUUGUGUCUCCAGAGGUUUACAAUUUGCAGAGGGUGGUCCAAGUCCUCGCCAGAAGAGAGAUAGAUGGGUUUUACUAUCUGGGUCACAUUGUCCAAGAGGUUAAGGGCUCCAGAGAACACGUUCUAAUGGAGUUCCAAAGAUCUCGGCAGUCCCCGGAAGGCAAGAUCCUGUGUCGGAUGCAAGAAACGCCCCUUUACGAUGUCAUCCAUUAUGAGGAUGCCAGGUGGCAGCCCUUAGCUCCAGGAGAUGCAGUCCUGGCUCCGUGGGACAAGAAAGGUGGACGAUACGGUCCAGGUGUGAUCCUUCAGGUUGCAGAGGCUGGGCCUUCUCAUUCAGCCUUUAAAAACAGCAAAGUGCUCGUGAAUUUCUGGAAUGGGCAGACUAAGAACGUGUCUGCAGAUGUUGCUCUGAAGAUCCCUCCUCCUUUAAGUGAACGCAUUGUCCUUGAGCUUCAGAUGCCAUUAGCAGCCAGGCAGAUGUUAGUGGAGCAGAAUCCAGAUUAUCCCUAUGUUGUGCCACCUGGAUACAGAGCUUCAGGGCCUUGCCAGCUGAGUUAUUUAGGUGAGAUGCACUGGCAAGAUACUCCAAAGAACCACUGUGUUGGUGCUGGCUGCAGCUCUGCCCAUCACCCGCUUUGCCAUUGCUGCUUCCAGGCGUGGGAGUCCUUUAGGUCUCCCUUUUGCACAGUGCAACGAGAUGAUGCCUUUAUCCCCGGGACCAAAGUGACAAAGGAAGAACUGAGCAGGAAGAUAGAAGAGCAGCUUUCAAAGGGUAGGCUUCCUAUUUCGGGAAGUAAUGAGAAGGAACAGAGCAAGAAGCUGAAGGAAGCAGACGAUAUUGCAGAUUUAAAAUCCCUGGAAGAGAUAGAAAGCAAGUUUACAAAACCAAACAAGGACCAUCCAAGAGAGGGAGCAUCAGAAGCUUCACAGGAAGGUCCUGGCACCGUGGUUGAUGUAGCUGUCAACACAGACAAAUGCAUAACUCAGCAUAAACAGCAAAGACAAAGAGCCCUUUCCCAGCUCAACAGAAUUCCACUUUCUGCCCAGCCAUGCCAAAGGAGUCCUUCUUGGAAAACAUGCGCUGCAGAUGCUUCCCAGCUCCAGGCAAUCUUUGACUGGGUGGAGCAGUCACUGAAGGAAGACCAUUCUGCUGUCGAAUCGGUUUUGCCCAUCAGAAGAAGCUACAGUGCAUCUCCCAUACAGAGAAUAGUGACAAAAGCGGCAACGCGAGAUGCUCCAAGAGAGAUGGGCAUCAACACAGCCAGGAUGGAGUUCAAACAUCAGAAGAUGGAGCAGAGGCGGCUUAAGGAGGAGCAGAGGCAGGAGGAGGAGCACCUCAGAAGAGAACUGCUGCUUGACAACAAGAGGCAGAGGUCACUCCAGCGAACCUUGCAAGGCUCUCAAAAGCAGCAGGAGAACAUUGGGAGCUGGACCAAGUGGCACACAAAGAAGCAGCUGCAGGCUGCAAGAGCAGAGACAGGGAGAGGGGAAUCCCAUUUCCAGGAAGACCUAAAGAACAAAGAGGAACAAAGGCUGGAGUUCUUAAAGGCACAGCGCAAGCAGAGGGAGAAGCGGCUGGCAGAACACCAGGAAAGAAUUGAUGACCAUGAGAAAAAAACUGGAGCUGCUCAGGAACAGAAUGAAAUCCAUGCAAAGCAACUUGGAAGCCGCAGCUCAGGAGCAGGACACACAGAGGAAAGAUAA